This is a messenger RNA of Corylus avellana, 1694 nucleotides long. RefSeq names its product cytochrome P450 736A117. Gene Ontology annotation, molecular function: monooxygenase activity; oxidoreductase activity, acting on paired donors, with incorporation or reduction of molecular oxygen; heme binding. Lineage: Eukaryota; Viridiplantae; Streptophyta; Magnoliopsida; Fagales; Betulaceae. The record is from RefSeq and is a predicted model, not a curated record.
UAUUAUUGCACUACUCUAGCAGAUGAUCAUGAACAACAUUAUUAUCUUCGCCAUUUUUCCCUCUCUUCUCUUUAUUCAUCUUCUCAUCAAAUGGCUCUGCAAAACCACGCACAAAAAAUUACCGCCUUCACCACCAAAGCUUCCCGUCCUUGGAAACCUCCACCAACUCGGCCUCUUUCCCCACCGCUCCCUCUGCUCACUUGCUCAGCGCUACGGCCCGCUCAUGCUGCUCCGAUUCGGAAGCCGGCCAACGCUAAUCGUCUCGUCUCCGGAUGCCGCUUCCGAAAUCAUGAAAACCCAUGACAUCAUCUUCUCCAACCGACCAAGAAUGAGCAUCGCCGACAGACUUCUCUACGAGGGGAAAGAUGUGUCGACAGCUCCUUACGGCGAGUACUGGAGGCAAAUGAAAAGCAUUUGCGUGGUGCAUCUUCUGAGCAACAAGAGAGUUCGCUCUUUCGGAGCUGAGAGAGAAGAAGAAGUCGCCAUGUUCAUCGGGAAGAUCAGAGAAUCUUGCUCGUUUUCGUUGCCGGUGAAUUUGAGCGAAAUGCUUGCCACCCUUACAAACGAUGUGACAUGCAGGGUGGCUUUUGGGAAGAAGUAUAGCGCCGGCAGUGAAGGUGGGAGGGAAUUUCAAGGAUUGCUGGGAGAGCUUAUGAGCCUUCUGGGUGUUUUCAAUGUGGGGGACUUCAUCCCAUGGCUGGCUUGGGUGAAUCGAAUCAAUGGCUUGGAGGCUCGAGUGAAGAAAGUCGCUAAAGAGUUUGAUAAAUUUCUGGAUGCCAUCGUGGAACAGCACAUUUGCAGCCUGAAAAGAGAGAGCAAUGGGGAUGGAAGUGUUAGAGGGGAAGAUCAUAAAAACAAUUUAGUUGACGUUUUGCUUGCGAUUCAAAAGGAUAACGUGACUGGCGUUGCCAUUGACAGAGAAAGCAUCAAAGCUCUAAUCUUGGAUGUGUUUGCUGCUGGAACUGAUACAACUUACAGAGUCCUAGAAUGGGCAAUGUCAGAACUCUUAAGGAACCCUAGAGUGAUGAAGAAGUUACAAAAUGAGGCAAGGGGAAUCGCACGAGGCAAAACCAGCAUAGCUGAGGCUGAUUUACAGGAAAUGCAUUAUCUAAAAGCCUUGAUCAAAGAGACCCUUCGCUUAUAUCCUCCAUUCCCAUUACUAGUUCCCAGAGAAUCCACCCAAGAUGUUAACAUAAAGGGCUAUGACAUUGCUGCAGGAACUCUAGUUUUCACUAAUGCAUGGGCAAUUGGAAGAGACCCAUCGAUGUGGGACGAACCAGAAGAGUUCCGGCCAGAAAGGUUCUUGAAUUCUUCUAUAGAUUUCAAAGGACAUGAUUUCCAACUGAUCCCAUUUGGAGCUGGAAGGAGGGGAUGCCCAGGAAUUCAAUUUGCCAUCACUACCAAUGAGCUUGUGUUGGCAAAUCUAGUGCACAAGUUUGAUUGGGCAUUGCCUGGUGGAGCAAGAGCUGAAGAUUUGGAUAUGAGCCAAUCCACUACCAUCGUCAGAAAAGUUCCCCUCCUCGCUGUUGCAAUUCCAAAUUCUUAAAUUAAAAGUUAAUAAUGAUUCAUCACAAAUCUAAUAAUGAUUUAAAAUUACAUCAAUAAAACAAUUGUGUAUAAUAUCACUAACUAGGUGUUAUGUGAAGAUUCUCUAUUUGUAUUUUAAUCUUCUUAAAUUUGGAAAUAUUAUAAUA